This is a messenger RNA of Anopheles aquasalis, 952 nucleotides long. Its product is annotated as trypsin-1. The record is from RefSeq and is a predicted model, not a curated record. NCBI's taxonomy places the organism in Eukaryota, Metazoa, Arthropoda, Insecta, Diptera, Culicidae. Gene Ontology annotation, biological process: proteolysis. Gene Ontology annotation, molecular function: serine-type endopeptidase activity.
GUUCGGUUCAGCAAACCAUACGAGAACCAGCCAAGAUGUCGUUCAAGAUUGUGACGGUUCUGGCUUUGGCCACUCUGAUGUGCGUUGAGUCACGCACAGCUCCGGCACGGGUUGAUCCCUGGAAUCGCAUCGUGCGCCCACUGCCGCGACUGCCCCAAGGAUCGCGAUAUGUGUCGGGAGGCAACCGAAUCGUCGGUGGAUUCGCGAUCGACAUUUCCGAGGCACCGUAUCAGGUAUCGCUCCAGCACCGUGGAUCGCACAACUGUGGCGGUUCCAUCAUCGCCAGCAAGUGGGUGCUGACGGCCGCUCACUGUACCGCCGGUGCCUCGCCCUCGAGCUUGGCGGUCCGGUACGGUUCCUCGGAGCACGCUGCCGGUGGUACCCUUGUGCCAGUUGCUCGUGUCGUCAGCCACCCGAAGUACGACGGUUCUACCAUCAGCUACGACUUCUCGCUGCUGGAGCUCGAGGAAGCGAUCCACUUCAGUGACAAGGCUCAAUCCGUCGAUAUGCCCGAGCAAAACGAACCGGUCGAGGAUGCUACUCUCUGCAAGGUGUCUGGCUGGGGAAACACUCAGAACUGGUCCGAGUCAACGAAGCUGUUGCGUGCUGCCAAUGUACCCACGGUCAACCAGAGCGAAUGCCAGGAGGCUUACGCUGACUUCGGAGGCAUCACCGACACUAUGCUGUGCGCUGGCUACAAGAACGGCGGCAAAGAUGCCUGCCAAGGUGAUUCCGGUGGUCCGCUCUACGCUAAUCAGAAGCUGGUUGGCGUUGUCUCGUGGGGAUACGGCUGUGCCAAGGCUGGUUACCCAGGUGUCUACGCUCGUGUGGCCUCCGUUCGUGACUGGAUUCGUCAGAACUCCGGCGUGUAAACGAAAGAACCACCUAACGAUCGAACGAAAAUUCCUUGCUAAGAGCGAUUAAUAAAGAAAUUAAAAAUUGCAUCAUAAAA